Coregonus clupeaformis (lake whitefish) is the source of this 7604-nucleotide messenger RNA. RefSeq names its product tensin-2-like. Bases 667 to 5574 code for a protein of 1635 amino acids. The record is from RefSeq and is a predicted model, not a curated record. The transcript is spliced from 26 exons. Lineage: Eukaryota; Metazoa; Chordata; Actinopteri; Salmoniformes; Salmonidae. Gene Ontology annotation, molecular function: protein binding; protein tyrosine phosphatase activity. Gene Ontology annotation, biological process: peptidyl-tyrosine dephosphorylation.
GCAGCAGGCUGACAGAGGGGGAACAGCUAGUGAGAGGGUUGUAAGAGGAGAGGGGGAAUGAGAGAGAGAAGGGUGUUUCAUUGAAGGCCGAAAGGGGAGAAAGAGGGCAACCAGAGAAGAGUAAGAGGAGAGAGUGGAGGGUCUGUGCAUGCUGGGAGGGAAGGGACAACAGCUAGCGAGGGAGAGAGAACGGUGUUGAAGUAAAAGGAGUGCGGAAGAGUGGACGUUUGUGUGUACAGGCUGACCGAAGAAAGAAGAGUGCAAAAACGGCAAGAGAGACGGCAGAAGGGUGCGAGAGAGCGGGCCCUGUGCUUGCUGAAAGAAGAGGGAGAGACGUGUGGAGACAGAAAGAGGGGUGGACUGAGUUAAGGUUGAGAGGGUUCCACUCCUGGCUGAGUAGAGAGUGAGAAAGAUCAGCUUGGACAGGGGUGUGAGAGGGCUCACAGGGAGAAAAGGGAGAGGGGUUUUGGGGUGUCAAAGAAGCAAAGGAAGGACCUAGCUUCACUGUAUCAGAGUGAAAAGGAGGAGGAAAGGAGAGUGGGUCCCUUUUGAAAAGACGAGUGGAGCCUGAGGAGUAAGAGAAGGAAAGCAGGUCCUUGGGAUAACCGGAUAACUAACUUGUGGAUAAAAUCUGAAAAAGGAGAAGAAGAGAGAACCACAGGAUCUAUGGGGUGCAUUCACAGUACCCAGCGUUGUAGCGGAAAGAGACGCACUCCGGAACCUGAGGGAUCCCCAAAAGUCCACCAUAUCCCCGUUGAAAUUCUACAGCUGGCUGAGCUUGGUAAAGGAGCCGUGUCCCAUGCGUUCACAGAGAAGAGCUGUAGGAUGAAACGACAGGCCAUCGACAUCCCCGGGGAGUGCAAGACAGCCGUUCAUAACGAAUGUGAAGCCAAGCAAGGGUCCACUAAGUCCCUGUCCCAUAAGAAGAGGAGCUCCCUUCCCAGGAGUAAGAGUGUGGAGUGUGUGAUGGAGAGAGUGAUGGCAAGGCACUAUGACUUUGACCUCACCUACAUCACUGAGAGGAUCAUCUCUGUUUUCUUCCUGCCCGAUCUGGAAGAACAACGUUACUGUGGCAACUUACAGGAAGUGGCCGCCAUGCUCAAGUCCAAACACCAAGACAAGUUCCUGCUCUUAAACCUGUCUGAGAAGCGUCAUGACAUCACCAGACUCCACCCCAAGGUUGAAGACUUUGGUUGGCCAGACCUGCAUGCCCCUCCCCUGGACAAGAUCUGUGCCAUGUGUAAGGCCAUGGAGACCUGGCUCACCUCUGACCCCGGCAACGUGGUAGUCCUGCACUGCAAGGGAAACAAGGGGAAGACGGGGGUCAUUGUGGCUGCCUACAUGCACUACAGCAAGAUAUCUGCAGGGGUGGACCAGGCCCUGAACACUCUGGCCAUGAGGAAGUUCUGUGAAGAUAAAGUUUCCUCCUCGCUACAGCCCUCUCAAAACAGGUAUAUCUACUACUUUGGUGGUCUGCUGUCGGGGUCGAUCAGGAUGAAUAGCAGUCCUCUGUUCCUGCACCAGGUCCUCAUCCCCAGCCUGCCGAACUUCCAGGCAGCAGGAGGAGGUUAUUAUCCUUUCCUGAAGAUCUACCAGUCUCUACAGCUGGUCUACACAUCAGGCAUUUACGACCCCCAGGGCUCCAGGGCGAGAAAGCUGUGUGUGACACUUGAGCCGGCGCUACUGCUGAAGGGGGACGUCAUGGUGAAAUGCUACCACCGGCGGCCACAUGGCUCAGAGAGGGAGGCGGUGUUCAGGCUGCAGUUCCACACCUGUACGGUCCAUGGAGCUCAGCUGUGGUUCGGCAAAGGAGAGCUGGACUUGGCCUGUGCAGAUGACCGGUUCCCUCCAGAUGCUACAGUGGAGUUUAUCUUCUCCUACGGCCCAGAGAAAAUGAAAGGGCGAGAGUACCGUAAGAGCGACCCCUCUGUUACAGUGGACUACAACACUUCAGACCCUGUGGUGCGCUGGGACUCCUAUGAGAACUUCAACCUUCACCACCAGGAUAGCAUUGAGGACAUCUCCCAUACGCGGGGCCCCCUGGAUGGCAGCCUGUACGCCCAGGUGAAGAAGCGUCGGGGCCCAGCAUGUGUCGGUGCCUCUGGGGCCUCUCCCAAUGGAUGCCCCCCAAGCAGCCCCACAGCCAAGCCCCAGGCCCAGCCUCAAACCCAGCCCCUGUCCCUCAGCUCCGACUCGGGGCACUCCUCCACCCCCUCAGAACACCUGGAGGACCCCCCUCCUCGCCCCCUGUCCCGUCUGGAGAAAGAGAAGGAAGAGAUGGAUGGUCUUCUGAGGAGGGUAGAGGGGGAGGGCGGAGGAAGGGAAAGGGUGAGGCAGAGGGAGAGGGACAGGGAGACGGCCAUUUUGGAUGACGGAGAGUCUGUGCCGGACGGAGGGUCGAAGCGGGAGCAGCGGUCAUGUUGCAUUCAAGCGGGCCAUGGUCCAAGAUGUCAGAGGUGUGGGGAGGCACCGGGUUGGGAGAGGGCGAGAGAGAGGGAGCCAUGCCUUGCAAAUGGACAUUAUAUGGACCGCUGUAACAGAACCAAGGGGAAUCCAAAGAGCCGAACGCUACCCGCCUUACCCUCCCAGCUGCCCGCGUCUCCUCGCCCUCUCUCGCCCCACCUGAACUUGUGCCAUCGCCAUAGCGCCCAUCCCCUGCCCGAGUUGCCGUGGGAACACCCUCCGCCCCCUUUACCCUGUCUCCAUCGUCCCUGCUACCCCUACCUUGCCCCUGAAAACGUCCACCCACACACCCACACCCUCCCGGCCUCCAAUAGGGUCUUCUGUGGCAGGGAGGAGUGUCAGCUCUUUCAUUACCCCGCCCACGCCCCCCUUUCCCCUCGUCUCUCCCACCAAUCGCUGCCCUCCAGUCCAUAUAGGGAGAUGUUUUACAGCCCGGCGGCUCCUCCUCCUGGUGGCUGCCCAUGUCAGGACUGCACCUGCAGGCGAGAGCACCAAUCGGCUUCAGCCAGAGCCUUCCACCCGCUGCGCCCGGACCAACCAGAGAGCCCACACUGGGCUCGAGGGCGGGACUCUGAGCUAUGGGACAGGGAGGCGGGGCUGAGGCGGGGGAGAGAGUGGCCUCCUCAACUUUGGAAGGCGGAGAAUCUGUGGGAUGCGGAGCGAAAGGCAGAGUUUUGGCAGCGGUCAGUGGGAGGGAUGUCGUCCUAUAGAGGCUAUCAGUCCCCUCUGGAUCAAGGUCACGACCCUUCUGUUUUCCUGCUGGGCCCUAACCUGCCUGGGUACCCCAGCCCCCACCCCCUCCUGGACAACCCCCGUGGUAGCAGUGGGUACCACACCCCUCAACCCCCCCUACACUCCUGCCCCUGCGAGCCCUACCAGCAGGCCUCCCCCUCAGAGAGCCACGGGAGCCGGGGGUACGCCUCGGGGUACCAGUCCGUGUCUGCCUCGCCCCUGCCCCCUGGUGGCCCAAACACUGGUGCCUCCCCCUCUGAACCACUCACCGACCGGCAGCAACAGACUGAUGGGCACAAUGGUGUGUUAGAGGUGGUGCAGAACAGUGUGGGUAUGGAGGACUCUUCUUCCCAGGGGUCAUUGGGGCAAGCAGAGGUUGAUGGACAGCCCGCUUGCCCCACCCCCUUAUCAGACUCUGAUCCAGACUACACAGCUAUCACCAGCAGCCCUGCACACAGUGAAGACAGUGAGAAGAAGCCAGAUGAAGACAAGAUGUGUGACCCCACCGAGGGUUCCACCUGGAGUCCUCCAGCAGGCCCCCAGGAGCCCCAGGAGCCAAGUCAAGGGCCCCAGCAGAUAGAGUCAUUCAGUGGGGCCCCAGUGUCUGAAGCCUCACCCUCCCACUCCACCAUGCGGGAGCCUAACACCAACAGCAACAGUAGCACGCCAGAAACCGAAUGGACUCUGCCGAAUGGACACUCCACGACACCACCAAAGUUGGCGGAGACACAAAACCAAGAUGACAUCUCUUCUUCUGAAGAGACCGUACAGAUGCCGAAUGAACGCGUAAACCCUACUGGCUCAACCCAAGUGCACACUGUAAGUGUAAGUGUGCAUCCACCUCCAACUACAGCUGAAGAUGGAGAAUUGAAGGCCGUAGAGAGUGUAACAGAGGGGUCUAGCGGAACUGAGAUGUCCACUCCGGCCGCCUCUGUCCCGAACCCAAGGCAUUCAUUCGUCCCAGUCCAAGUGCAACUCAAUGGCACCGCCCUUCCCAGUGACUCCCCCCAGUCAGAAAAAGGCAGUGGCACAUCCCUGACCCCUUGUUCCAGCCCCAGCUCCGCCCCUACCUCUCUGCACCUUUACAUUGGCUCCCCAGAGCGAUGCCCCUCCCCUCAGCUCUCUCCAUUGGACACGGACCCAGCUGGGCGAAGACUGACCCCUGUGAGUGACAGCGACCACAAACCCCCGUCGCCUGUCCCAGAUGGGUACAACACCCCCACCUUUCCCCUGGCGUCCUAUUACUACCCUCUACUCAACGUGCCCCACGUCCCCUACUCAGGCUACAGCGCCGUCACCAUCCCCGCCACCCAGCCCCCACUCCCCGAAAAGAGGCACCUGUCCUCAAUGCCAGGGUCCCCCAACGGGUACGGCUCCCAGUCUCUUCUCAGGGCCUCCCUGGGUGCCAUAGGACCUAUGGGUCUCUCUCCCCAGUCCAGCCUCCUCCAGGUCCCGUCUAUCAGACAAGGACUGGCGCCCCCUGGUGUCAGAGAGGAGGUGGUGGAGAGCAGUAAGGUCAAUGCCAAGUUUGUCCAGGACAGCUCCAAGUUCUGGUACAAGCCUAGCAUCUCAAGAGACCAAGCCAUCGCUGUGUUGAAGGACAAGGAGCCGGGGUCCUUCCUGAUCCGGGACAGUAGCUCCUUCCAAGGGGCCUACGGCCUGGCCCUCAAGGUGGCCAGCCAUCCUUCAAACAACGUCAACAACGCUUGUAGUAAAGUGGAUUCUCAGGAGCAGCUGGUCAGACAUUUCCUCAUAGAGACGGGCUCGCGGGGGGUCAAGAUAAAGGGCUGUCAGAACGAGUCCUAUUUCGGAAGUUUAACUGCCUUGGUGUACCAGCACUCCAUCACUCCCAUCUCCCUGCCAUGUGCCCUGUGCAUCCCAGAGAAAGAUCUGGUUGGAGAGCUGCAGGAGAUUCAUAGUGCCAGCAACACCAGUACUGCAGCGGACCUCCUCAAACAGGGCGCAGCCUGUAAUGUACUCUACUUGAACUCUGUGGAGACAGAGUCACUGACGGGGCCUCAGGCUGUCUCCAAGGCGACCAGGUGCACUCUGUCCCAGAGUCCUCGGCCCACCGCCUCUGUGGUCCACUUCAAAGUAUCCACUCAGGGCAUCACGCUGACUGACAGCCAGAGAAGACUCUUUUUCAGGAGACACUACCCCAUCAACAGUGUGACCUUCAGCAGCGUGGAUCCUCAGGACCAGAGGUGGACUAAUUCUGAUAAGUCAAGCAAGGUGUUUGGUUUUGUGGCCAGGCGGACGGGCAGCACAUCGGAGAACGUGUGUCACCUGUUUGCUGAGAUGGACCCGGAGCAGCCAGCUGUGGCCAUCGUCAACUUUAUCAACAAGGUCAUGCUGGGGCCCCAGCAGCAACGCAGAUGAGCUAGGGUCCCCAGAGCAAGGGCCACAACAGGGGAUAACAGUGUGUGGGUCACAAUGUGAAAAUUGGUGGGUUUGGGUGGGCGAUAAUUGGUGGGUAUGUGUGUCUGCAAAUUGGUCGGUGUGUUUGUGUGUACAAAGUGGUGGGUGUGGGUCUGCAAAUUGGUUUGUGUGUGUGUGUGCAUGUUUGAAGAUAGCUGUCCGCUGAUCCAAGAGAGGAACCGGAUUGAACAGGAAUUAUGUCCAUCUGGACGGUACAUUAGAAAGGUUAGAGAACAUAUUUUGAGGUGAUAGCGUUAAGCUUUUCCUCUACGGUUGAGUGAGUCAAUUAACACCACCUCUGCUGGGUGAGAUUUCUAUUAUAUAUUUUUUGUCCAUUCAGUUACUGUUUGCCAUCACCUUUCAUUUAAUCAUAUUGUUUAUUACUAUGUAUGUGUAAUUGUAAAUAGGCAAGCCUUAUAAAAAGCCUAUACAAUGUCAAUGACUACCCAGUUUGCACACAAGCAGAUAUGGAAAAUCACUUUUUAUUGGUCAGUAUUAUGUUACCCAAUUUCUGUAUAGUCAACCUCUUUGACGAGUUGGACAAAACAGCACAGAAGGUGGUUAUACAGUAAAUGUAUGUGUGAGUGUAAUGGAAUGUCAGAAAUGGAAUCGGAUUGGGAGUCAUUUUAUUGCAUUUACAGUUAAACUGGAAUGGCAGCAUAUCCUGGGUCGUGUUCAUUAUGUACGAAACGUACUGAAACAAAGGAUAACCUGGACUUGCUCAUUUUCUGUUGCGAAACCUUUUUUAAAUGUUUUCCCUUGCGUGCCCUAAUGAACAUGACCAUGGUCUUUUUUUUGUUUUUUCUAUCAUGCCAGUACUGAGGUGGUUACAUUGGGCUGACAUGCCAAAGAGAGUAAAAGCAAGUGAUCCCAUGGAGAGCUAUUUGAAGAGUUGAUUAAAUGCUAUAUUGAUACGAUGAACUGUGACGUUUGAAAUCAGUUUAAAUUUACACACAAUAUCCCAAAGCAUAUUUUCCAAACCAUAUAAGAACUUUCCUACACAAUGUUUAUGUACGUUAUGCACUUCAAUGUACCAAUUAAUAACUGUGAGCGUAGCUCACCAUGUCCCAAGUGAUAUGGGUCUUGCAUUGAGAAUCAGAAAAUAAUCGUGUUUUUCCCCCUAAAACGUAUUUUUCAUAUGAUAUCAAAAUAUAUUUCAUACUGUAUGUAAAUGAAAUCAACCUGAGAGUGAACCCUGUAACUUAAAAUGAGUCAUAGCUCAACAUCCUUCAAAGGAUGGGCUACAGCAAGAUAAAUGAAAACCAUGACAGAAAAGAUUGAACUGGAGAUUAUCUUUGGGCAAAAAAAAUAGGAGUUUUAUGAUCUCAUUUUUAUUGGGUUAUAUUGUCAGAUCACAGUAGAUUAGAAAAAAGGUUUCCAUCAACACUUUAGGAGUACGAAUUCCUUUUUUUUCCAAUUUCCAGGGCCUGCAAUUUGCUUUGUAUUAAACCAAACAUGCUGUAUAGCCAUAAAUUCCACUGAAGCCAAAGACAACCAAGCACUCAUAUUUUGUUUUGUAAAGGAAUACUGUAUUAUUGAGGCUUGAUUCUUGUAUACUCUUUUGUGCUGUUUUGUUGUUAUUGAGUGUUUUAUAUGACAAAAACAGUGCAGUAUUUAGAUUAAUUACUUAUUGUUUGUAUUUUUCAUAUGGCGUUUAUGACAGAAAUAAUAUAUUUUCAGUCUCUGAAAAAGUUUAUAACAAAGCAGUGUAAUAAAAACAUUUAUAUUUUUAACAGAACAUUUAGUAAAUAAAGGGUUGGGGAAAAAUGUGUUCUGUCUGCCUUAAUUGCAAUUACCUCCCAAAAAUGUUGUGAUAUUUCCAAGGGAUUUUAUUGGAUCCAUCCUAAUUCUAAUAGGCCUUUAGAACCAGUAAAAACAUGCCAGGCAUAAUACACCUAUGUUUAGUGGUGGUAGACCAUUUACAGUGCCUUCAGAAAGUAUUCACACCCCUGGAAUUUUUCAACAUUUUGUUGCUACAGCCUGAAUUUCAA